AUGUCGUCUGUAUCACGUGUUUGUUAUAAUAAAAUCAAGUUUAUUGUAAAAUCUCGUGAUGAUCAGCCAGAUGAUGAAGUUAUCGACACGUUUUGUUUGGACGGCGAAUACGAAAUAAAAUGUGGAUAUCCAAAUCGUGCAGCACUUGAAGAGGGCGUGAAUUUAUAUAGCUUUGAAAGCGCUGUGGAUUUGAAAGCUGUGUAUAUGUAUGGAAAUAUUUUGUAUAAAUCAGAUGAACCUAACAUAUGGGACUAUUUGGAUUUGAUGAUCAUGGCAACUUACAAAACGAAAUUACCAGUGCCUGUAAAUUGUAACGUGGAACACAGUAAAAAAAUUGAAUGGGGCACCAUUUGCCCUACUAUUCAUACUUUGUUUUCGUACGAUGGUAAAUUAUUCACUUUAUAUGGAAGAUAUAUUUAUGGAUACGAUGCCCCUUACGUAAGGUUUUUAAAAUUGGAUAAACUGAAAAAAGAUCACGCGAGUAGUGAUACACCGAAACAAGGUUCCAUGUAUAGUGAUAAAUUGAAAAAAGAUCACGGACAUAAUGAUAAACCAAAACAAUGUAAUGUAGCAGAAAGUAAGAAGGCUGACGCAAAAAGUGAAGAAGUAAAAAAAACUGACGAGGACGCAAUUGAAGAAUAUUAUGGCAAUUGGAAGAUCAACCCACCAAUAAUGAAUUCAGAAGAAAUCGUUCUGCCUGUUGUCCCCAAUAAUAUACGAUGCAAAGAGCUUGAAAACUUUUUGUGUGAUUACAUGUAUGCUUUUACGAUUGUUGAUGAGAAGACGAAGGUGUUACAUGCUUUUGCUUUAUAUCGUUGA
Diatraea saccharalis (sugarcane borer) is the source of this 819-nucleotide messenger RNA. The record is from the annotation of a GenBank genome assembly. NCBI's taxonomy places the organism in Eukaryota, Metazoa, Arthropoda, Insecta, Lepidoptera, Crambidae.